Micropterus dolomieu (smallmouth bass) is the source of this 1088-nucleotide messenger RNA. Its product is annotated as zinc-binding protein A33-like. The coding region runs from base 27 to 1088 and encodes 353 amino acids. Gene Ontology annotation, molecular function: ubiquitin-protein transferase activity; zinc ion binding; protein binding. Lineage: Eukaryota; Metazoa; Chordata; Actinopteri; Centrarchiformes; Centrarchidae. Gene Ontology annotation, biological process: protein ubiquitination. The record is from RefSeq and is a predicted model, not a curated record. The transcript is spliced from 2 exons.
UGACUUCAGCUUCACUCAGAGACUAAAUGGCUUCCAGAUUAGAGGAAGAUCUCUGCUGUCCUGUCUGCCAGGACAUCUUUAAAGAUCCUGUCAUCCUGUCAUGUUGCCACAGCUUCUGUAAAGGCUGUCUGCAGAGCUGGUGGACAGAGAGAGGAAGUCAGGACUGUCCAGUUUGUAAGAGGAGACAUUCAAAGGAAAUGCUGCCUCCUAACUUUGCUUUAAAGAGCCUGUGUGAGAGUUUCCUACAGGAGAGAGAUCAGAGAGCUUCAGAGGCUCUCUGCAGUCUGCACUCUGAGAAACUCAAACUCUUCUGUCUGGACCAUCAGCAGCCAGUUUGUGACACCUGCAGAGAUUCAGAAGAACACAGCAACCACAGAUUCAGACCCGUCGAUGAAGCUGCACGACAACACAAGAAGGAACUUCAGGAAACUCUGGAGCCCUUAAAGGAGAAGUUAAAGGUUUGUGAACGAGCCAAACACCUGGGCAACCUGGCCUUCAACAUCUGGAACAAGAUGAAGGACAUGGUCUCCUACACUCCUCUCAUCCUGGACCCAAACGCUGCUGAUACAGAACUCAUCCUGUCUGAAGAUCUGACCAGUGUGAGACGAGGAGGAGACAGACAGCAGCUUCCUGACAAUCCAGAGAGGUUUGACUUGUGCAGCUGUGUCCUGGGCUCUGAGGGCUUUAACUCAGGGACUCACAGCUGGGAUGUCGAGGUUAAAGACAGUACAGGCUGGAGACUGGGAGUGUUAGCAGAGUCUGUCCUGAGGAAGGGAGUCAUACGGUCUGGAUUAUGGAGAAUAGGGUUCAUUGGAGGUAACUACUUAGCACUGUCACCACCAGCUCCAUCUGUUCUCAGAGUGCAGAAGAAGCUCCAGAGGAUCAGAGUGAAUCUGGACUGGAACAGAGGAAAGCUGUCGUUCUCUGAUCCUGAUACUAACACACACAUACACACCUUCACACACACUUUCACUGACAGGAUGUUUCCAUAUCUCAGCACUUUUGAUAACAACCCACUGAAGAUUUUACCAGCGAAGGUCUGUGUGACUGUAGAACAAUAUGAUGAGGAUGAGGAUGAGAGCAUGUGA